This is a messenger RNA of Suillus paluster, 1284 nucleotides long. RefSeq lists its product as uncharacterized. The transcript has 3 exons. The record is from RefSeq and is a predicted model, not a curated record. The coding region runs from base 1 to 1284 and encodes 427 amino acids. Lineage: Eukaryota; Fungi; Basidiomycota; Agaricomycetes; Boletales; Suillaceae.
AUGCAUCCAUAUUUUAUGGAUUUCCCCCCACUAUCUAUGCUAGAUUCACCACAUGCCCGACGCAGAGAACAUUUGAACAAGCGCCAGUCUCAACCUCCUCCUGGCGUUAUUUCAUUCUACCCCGCCACGCAUCCCACGGAGCCUUUCACAGAAGGCUACCGUCCCGAGAUCCUUCCCCAAAAAGCCCCCCACCUCACCGUCCUGGAAAUGACAUCCCCUGAGCAAUUCAAGCACUGUCACCAGCUCCUCCGCACAUCCCUCCCCACCGAUACUGACGCGGUGCGGGACAUCAUGCCACAGUCUAACGGGUUCGUGCAUACCGUGCUCCAGGCAUACAACCAUCAUCGUGGACUCAUCCUUCGCCCGGAUGACGUCUGGAUCGCGAUCCUCACACAAUCUAGCUUCUUCGUCCACAGCCACGCAGAGCAACUCCGUGCGAAGUUCGUGGCGCAUGAGGGCAAGGAGAAACUUGUCGUCACUAGCGGUGCAAAUCGUCACAACGCCAAUUUCGCGCAAAAUGGCGGAGUUAAUACACACUCGGAUUGGAUUAUGCCGAACUUCUCGACGACGACUGAUGUGGAUCGGACGGUGUAUGCGAUGACCAUGAUGGCGACGAUGAAAGACUAUGCGUUUCGGCUGCGCUGUGGGACACCACGUGUGACGCUCCUCAGCGAGAAGCGUGACUGGGAGGCCAUCCUUGAGCGACUAGAGCGAUUGAAACAGUACGGGAUAGAAACAAUAGCAUGGUAUCACCUCCUGCACUCGCCCAGAAAACCUCGACUUCUGGUCGCGCACUACGAGGGGGGCGGGAGCGGGCCUACCUACAUCUCAGGCUGGAUCACCGCAUUCUGCGUAUUCAGUGGACGAGGCGUAUGGCAGGGCACUCCGUUGAACGCCGAGUGCAUGCAGAAAGAUGUGGCGUUGCAUCCUGCAAAUCCGCAAUCGCCAAGUGUGGCUCAGUUCGCUGCGGUGUACGCCGCGUGCGACGCGAGACGCCCGUUCCUCGUUCUUCACGGGACGCCGUACCCAAGGAUAGAUAAUGGGCGUGUGCCGUGUGGGUACGCACACGUAGAUGUGAAGCUGGAUGAUAAUGGGAAAUUGUUUGAUACGGUGAUCGCUGUGGGCUCGGUCGGCGCGCAGAUCUGCUCGAUUGAUGAUCUGUCUAGGAAUGGGAUGCGGGAUAGUGUAAGACCCGUGAUGGGGUAUUGGUACUUCAUAACCGAGAAGGGUAAUUGGUGGCCCCCACUUGUAACUUUCAAUUUUUGUCAGAGCUUUGUGAAAUAG